Aspergillus alliaceus is the source of this 7389-nucleotide messenger RNA. RefSeq lists its product as uncharacterized. Gene Ontology annotation, molecular function: oxidoreductase activity; fatty acid synthase activity. The record is from RefSeq and is a predicted model, not a curated record. NCBI's taxonomy places the organism in Eukaryota, Fungi, Ascomycota, Eurotiomycetes, Eurotiales, Aspergillaceae. Gene Ontology annotation, biological process: fatty acid biosynthetic process; secondary metabolite biosynthetic process. The transcript is spliced from 10 exons. The coding region runs from base 1 to 7389 and encodes 2462 amino acids.
AUGGAUAUUAGGACUUCCAGGCGUUUUACAAACGAGGUAGAUGACUACGAAAGCAGGCACUCGAAAUUUCAAGUUCCCCUCUACGGGGAGGAAAGCAAUAAUAUAUCGAGUCAUGGUGUCCCUCCUCUUAUUGCAAUUGUUGGUAUGGGAGUCAGACUCCCUGGUGGUGUCCGGUCACCGGAGGAUUUUUGGCAACUGAUGAUUAAUAAGAAAUGUGCAUCAACCCCUGUACCAACCGGGCGUUAUAAUGUUGAGGCCUUCCAUGGCACCGUGGGCGUCGACACGCAGUCCGUGGUUACCACAAAUGGGUAUUUCUUGGAAGAAGACUACCUGGGAAAGAUCGACUCAUCUUUCUUCCGUCAUAACAAAUAUCAACAUGGCGCACAGGACCCACAACAGAUGCUUCUUCUAGAGGUCGUGUGGGAGUGUAUGGAGAGUGCUGGCCAGGUUGAAUGGAGAGGCACAGAUAUCGGAUGUUAUGUGGGAACAUUUGGAGAGGACUGGCUCGAUCUUACAGCUAAAGACACUCAGAAUCUGGAUCCUCUUCACAUAGUUGGCACAGGCGAUUAUGCAGUGUCGAACCGGGUGUCGUACGAGUAUGACUUAAAAGGACCUUGCAUGACCUGUCGUACUGCCUGCUCCUCGUCUUUAGUUGCGCUCCAUGAGGCCUGUCAAGCUAUCGCACUAGGCGACUGCCCUUCCGCUAUAGUUGGCGGCACAAGCCUCAUUUUUACCCCGACAAUGACGACCAAUAUGUCUCAGGGUGGCGCACUUUCACCAGAAGGAAAGUGUAAAACCUUUGACGAGUCUGCGGAUGGCUACGCUCGCGCUGAGGGCAUUUGCGCCAUUUAUGUCAAGAAACUCGACAAUGCCAUCCGAGAUAAAGACCCGAUUCGGGCAGUCAUACGUGCGGUAGCUACCAAUUUCGAUGGCAAGACAAAUCAUAUUACAGUGCCCUCAGUGGAUGGACAAGAAAACUUGAUAAGAAAGGCUUACCGUAAAGCGCGUAUAGAUAAUCUAGCCGACACUGCGUUCGUUGAAUGUCACGGAACUGCUACACGUGUUGGGGAUGUUGUUGAGACCACCGCUGUGAUAAAUGCAUUUGGAAAACAAGGCGCUGCCGGACUUGCAGGGCUGAUCAAAGCGGUACUGGCCCUAGAGCAUAAGCAAAUUCCUCCAAAUAUUAACUUUUCGACCCCAAAUCCAGCUAUUAUGUUCGAAGAAGGAAACCUACAAGUGCCGGUUGACACUCUUCCCUGGCCAAAAGACAAGGUGGAGAGAGUAAGCAUCAAUUGUUUUGGCGUUGGAGGUACGAAUGCCCAUGUGAUUGUGGACUCUGCCGAGACAGUGAUGGGGUGUUCAAAUCGAACGCGAGAUAAACCUACGAGCACGGAUAACUUUCAACUCUUGGUGGUUUCUGCUAGCCACCCCGAAUCACUCGAGAGACGGAGCAGCGAUAUCCAAGAAUAUCUUUCACAGAAUGCGAUCUCUUUGAAUGAUUUGGCGUACACUCUCGGUGCAAAGCGAGAGCAUUUACAUCAACGAGCAUUUGCGGUCGUAGACCCGACUAUCCUUGCUGAGACUCUUGCCUUCAGAAAGAAUAUUGAUCCUAAGAUGAAUGGAGGGAGUGUCACAUUUGCAUUUCCUGGCCAGGGAGUGCAAUGGUGUGGGAUGGGGCGUCAACUAAUGCAAAGCUUCCCAUCCUUCGCAAGGGACAUGGAAAAAAUUGACGGCAUCCUACAUGGAUUGUCCAAUGGACCGACUUGGAAAGUCACCGACAAGAUUGUCGAAUCAGGGCAAGAUACCAAUAUUGACAACCCGGAAUUCUCGCAGCCUCUAUGCACCGCAAUCCAAAUCGGCAUAGUCAACAUCCUACGUUCUUGGGGAAUUGUACCAUCCAGGGUCAUCGGCCAUUCUAGCGGAGAGUUUGCGGCAGCCUACGCUGCCAAUGCCAUUUCACUAGAAGCGGCUAUGAUUUUGGCAUACACCCGAGGCGUGAUAGCUGAAAAGGCACCAGAGAAUGGUGGUAUGCUGGCAGUUGCUCUCGGCCGUGCUGAAGUAUCCCAGUAUCUACAGAACGAUAUUGUGGUGGCGUGUGAAAACAGCCCGCAAAGUGUGACGCUUGCUGGAGACCGUGGCCAGCUCGAACAUGUUGCAGCCCAGAUACAAGAGGGAGAGGAUGACAUGAUGAUGAAAUGGUUGCCUGUGAAACGGGCAUACCAUUCUCCACAUAUGGUUGUUGUGGGAGAGAUGUAUGAAAAUCUGAUCCGACCUCACCUAACGGAAAAUAAGAACAGCAUGAUCGACAUGUAUUCCACGGUUCUCGGAAGGGUUGUUACCGACCCAAGCGAGCUCGAUUCUACCUAUUGGCGCCGAAGUCUGGAGUCUCCUGUCCUUUUCGCUGCAGCUUUUCAAGGCCUGUCUAACUCUAUCGGAGGCAAGCACCAGCUUGUGGUAGAGAUAGCGUCCCAUCCGGCACUGCGAGGACCUAUAAGACAGAUACUGCAGGAUGAAACGAGCGCAUACACAUAUUGUGACACACUCAAACGCGAUCAUGGUAGCGCUUCUGAAAUCCUCGCUGUCGCUGGAACAGCCUAUAUACAUCAUCUACCAGUUGACCUAGUCGCGGUUAAUAACGGUAUUUCGGCGCGCACCCUGACUUCAGUCCCUCCAUAUCCAUGGCGGCGUGAAGAUAGCGGUUGGAUCGAAAGCCGCCUUAGUAAAGCGUGGCGGCUGCGUAAGUAUCCCCGCCAUGAACUUCUUGGAGUUCGGUGUUUAGAGUCUAUUGACCAUCAGCCGACAUGGCGUAAUAUCCUCAAAGAAGAGGAAGUGGUAUGGAUUAACGAACAUCGCAUUCGAGGCCUUAUAAUACUUCCAGCCGUCGCGUACGUGGCUAUUGCGUCCGAGGCAAUUAGGCAGAUUACUGGUUCCACUGAUUGUACUGUCCACCAGCUUUUGUUACUCGAGGCUCUGGUGCGAGACAGUGGAGACAUUGAGAUUAUGACAACGCUGCGAAAGCUGGCCCUCAACUACGCCAUGGACUCAGAAUGGUAUGAGUUCACUGUCUGCUCCUACAACGGCCAAGGGUGGACCAAGCAUUGCAUGGGGAAAGUGAUGGGGGGCGCUGAUAGACCUCUCCCUUCAAGCACGAUAUCCCCACCAUUUGCUCGCUCUAUAACCUCCUGGAAAUGGUACCGCAGGUGCGAGAAGAAAGGCUUAGGCUAUGGACCACGGUUUGAGGGACUCCAAGACGUCAGUGCUCACCCCUUGAGAAAUGCGGCUCGAGGGCGAGUACAUGAUGACCGUGAUCUUCACAAUAGUUACUAUUCCAUACAUCCCACCAUAGUUGAUCAGUGUAUUCAAGUGGUACUGAUUGCGGGUGAUAAAGGCGUGUCUCACUAUCCCGAUAAAGCUGGUAUGCCUACCUACAUCGAUAGGUGCUACAUAGCUCCAGCCAGCGGGUCGAUGCUUGUGGAAGCAACUACUAGCGACCCUACAGAAGGCAAUUUGACCGGCAAUUUCAAAGCUGUCUCAGAGUCCACCACAGAUAUUGUCUUGGAUAUCUCUGGGCUGCGACUUCUCCCUGUCCCAGAUAUCAACGUCGAAACCAAGCUAGCGACCUUUAUACGGUGGAAGCAUGAUAUCCGAUUCUUGUCGGCAGCUCAGCAGAUGCCCCUCCCUAUCAACCCCGGAAGGGAGACCAUGCUUAUGAUUUCCAAGAUGAUAAUCCUAACCGUACUUGCUCUCGUCCCAAAUUUAGAGUCUCAAAGCCCUUCGCUCCCAUCCAUGAUGAGAUAUAGAGCAAUGAUCAUGGAGACCGGCCAAAAGAUUACCCAAGGGGCAUACAACCAUAUUCCAGGGGCAAAAGAAGCCACCUUUAUGAAUUCGGAGGAGCGCCAGGAAGCCUUCAUGACUCUGAAAGCUAAGAUGCAAGAUACUCGCGUCGAGCAAUUCUUUAUCAAAGCCUGGGAGUAUGCAACUUGGGGUCCUAGCUCUUUCAUGAGUGAGGAAAUAUUGGAAGAUCCGUCACUUCUAAAGGCAAUAAAUGGAAUCGUUGAAUGGAGUCUAGGCCUUUUUGACUGGAAAAACUUCCUGGAUCCACUCGGGCACUCGAAUCCAUCGCUCCGCAUUAUGGAGGUCGGUGCAGGCAUAGGGUCAUCUACAGCUGCUAUCCUCGAUGCUCUCGUUGUCGAAAAUGGAAAACAUGCCUUCAGCAAGUAUACUGCUACAGAUAUAGAAUCUUCCCUUCUCGGUCAAUUGAAAACACGGUUUGAUAAGGUGUCAGGAAUGGAGUUCGUCCAACUAGACAUCUCCAAGGACCCAAUGCAGCAGGGAUUUGAACCAGCUAGCUAUGACUUAGUGGUCGUGUGCAGUGUCCUUUACGAGACUCCCACUCUUCGUCAUUCUCUCGACCACAUUCGGUCAUUGCUAGUGCCAGGGGGUCGAUUCCUGCUGUAUGAACCGUGCUCAGAAAUCCCUUUUAUUGACAUAUUGAUGGGCAUACUUCCUAGUUGGUGGCUCGGAGUGGGACAAGACCGUGACGAGAAGCCUUACAUUACCGUGGAUCGAUGGGCGAAGGUGCUGCAUCAGGCGGGCUUUUCUGGAAUAGAUAAUUUUGCAUACAAUACGCCACCGCCCUUGAAUUCGCAUGUAGUGAUUCUGUCAACAAAUCCAGAGCCUGAGCUCUCACGCUAUCCGAUCAGUUUGGUAUGUACACGAGAGGUUCAGUCCCACGUUUGGGCGCAAAAUGCGGCAAUGCAGAUGUCUGAGAAUGGGUAUGAACCACAUUGGUGUAUCAUUGGUGAGAAAUUCCAAAUACACGACAAUGCCAUCGCUCUACUUGAUCUUGAAGAGCCUUUCCUGGAUAGUAUGUCCCAGUCCUCAUUUGAACAACUACAGAGUUUGAUAAUCUCCACAAAACGUCUCCUUUGGAUCACACAUUCUACACAGAUUGCUUGUUCCGAUCCUCGAUUUGGACUUGUGACUGGACUGGCUCGUACGCUACGUGGGGAGUUUGAUGUUGACAUUGGAACUCUUGAAAUCGAUUGUUUCGACAACAUAGCAAGCUCCAUCAUCGUACCAGUAUACCAGCAGUUCGCAAAACCCAGGGCAGAACUGGCUGCUCGAGACUAUGAAUUUAUAUUAGAACGAGGAGUCUUGAAAACUGGCCGUGCGGCGGUAACUCCAGUGGCACACCAUUUACGAAACAGCGACCAGCAUGAUAUCUAUGAACUUGACAUACAAACGCCUGGUGACAUGAGUACCAUAGGCUGGAAGCCAGUUGCAAGAGAAGAGGUCGGCCCGGAUGAGGUCGAAGUCAAAGCCGAGUAUCUUUCACUCAAUUUUAAAGACCUUAUGAUGGCGCUGGGAGUGGUGGAGCGAACCAAGACAAUGGACUUUACCUUUGAAGCUAGUGGUAUUAUCACCAAGGUGGGAUCAAAGGUAAUAGACCGACAAGUGGGCGAUCGGGUUACAUUAUUCACCCCAAAACCCAUGAGGACCUAUACAACUGUCCAGGGCGAUCUGAUUAUGAAUAUUCCCAAAGAAAUCAGUUUCGCGGAGGCAGCUACUUUUCCGACAGCAUACUGCACUGCGGCCUGUACCUUACUUGAGAUGGGACAGAUGCAGGAAGGGCAAUCCGUACUGAUUCACUCUGCAUGUGGAGCAGUUGGCCUUGCGGCCGUCAAUAUCUGCAAACAAGUUGGAGCGGAGAUAUUUGCUUCAGUGGGCAGCGAAGAAAAAGUACAGUACCUGAUCAAAACCUACGACAUCCCCCGUUCGCAUAUAUUUGACUCACAUAAUGACUCUUUCCUGUAUGGUGUUAUGCAACAAACUAACGGAAAGGGUGUUGAUCUGGUGUUAAACUCGUUGGCUGGAGAACUCUUUCGGGCAUCAUGGCAGUGUGUUGCUAAAUUCGGCAAAUUACUUGAGAUUGGAAAACGGGACAUAUUGGGCCACGGAAUGCUCGACCUCCAUGGCUUCCAAGGCUGUCGAUCGAUCUGCAGCUUCGACCUCUACACAGUGGCUUUCAAUUCUCCCGAUAUGGGUAGACGGGCUCGGGACAAUAGUAUGAAAUUUAAAUUUGGUUCCAAAGAGAAACUCCCAUACACAGUUUUCAAAGCCAGUGAGGUAGAAUCUGCUUUGAGGUACAUGCAGAAGGGACAGCAUAUUGGAAAGCUCAUAGUCAAGGUGCCUGAAGAUGACGAGAAGCUACCAUUACUGCCCACGCCUUGCGCAUUCACCUUCUCACCGAGUUCUGCAUAUCUCCUGGUUGGCGGGCUCAGGGGAAUUGGUCAAUCAAUUGCCAGGUGGAUGGUUGAAUAUGGUGCUCGUCACUUCAUCUUCCUGUCGAGGACCGCAGGACACACCGAAGGCGACCGUCAGUUCUGCCGAGAGCUAGAAAGUCAGGGAUGCCAUGUAGUCAUGGUUGCAGCAAGUGUCACAGAUCUGGCAAUGAUGGAGCAUACAAUAUCACGGAGCGCACACCCUAUCGCUGGCAUUAUCCAAUUGUCGGCUGUCUUAAAGGAUCGAACGUUUGAUAAGAUGACCUACACUGACUGGACCACUUGCCUCGAGGCCAAAGUCCAGGGAACCUGGAACCUUCACAAAGCAUCGCUCGACCGGCCCCUCGACUUUUUUAUCAUGUUCAGCUCCGUCGCGAGUUUCAUCGGAAACCCAGGACAAGCCAACUACACCGCCGCAAACUCAUUCCUGGACAGCUUCGUGCAGUAUCGUCGGGGCCUAGGCCUUCCAGCUUCCCUUAUAAGCCUUGGACCCGUCGAUGAGAUGGGUCUUAUGGAAAACGAAACAGGCCUGCUAAUGAAAGCCCACCAGGCCUUUCAGUGCGUUCUCGGGGAAGGGGACGUUCUGAAAGCUUUUCAGGUCGCUCUUGUCUCAGGGAAGGACAGCGUAUCCUCCUCACGACCGGGAGUCAUGGCAAUAGGACUGUCUUUGAACGUCAUCGCCAGCGGGAAAUGGCUGCAACAGGACGCGAAAUUUGCCGCUCUCGCCAGGAACCAUGCUCCUGGGGGUGGAGAUUCGGUAGAAGCUACCGAACGGAGGCUGCUCCAGCAGCUUGCAUUGAUCGAAAGCAACCCUUCGGCUCUGAUUGAUGGCACGUGUGAGGGUUGGAUCAUUGAGGGUCUUGGCAAACAGCUCGCCAUCUAUCAUGGACACAAUGAAGAGAUGGAUCGGUCUGAGUAUGCGGAUCUCGAGGUAGAUUCUCUCGCGGGCCUCCAAAUUAAACAUUGGUUGCGCCGGAAGGCAGAUGUAGACCUUUCGGUUGCCCAGAUCUCUACUGCAAAGACUGUUGGGAGGAUUGCGUCUCUGACUACAGGUGUUUUGCGUGCGAAAUAUGGGGUGAACUUGGAGAAGGGAGGGGAUGUUUAA